GAAAAAAAGAAAUAUUUAGAAUAGAGAGAAUUGAAAGCGGGUUGGACUCGUCUCGACAAAUUAGUGCCAUCUCCGUUCUCCAGUUUCCAGUUUCCAGUUUCCGGUUUCCACCGCCUCUUCAAACACAGUUGAGGAUUCUGAUUCCAUGGCCUCUAAAGCUGAAAGUGAAAGUCCAACUGAUACGCCACCAUCACCGCCAAAGAAUGUAUACAAGGAUCCGGAUGAUGGGCGGCAGCGGUUUUUGCUUGAACUGGAAUUUGUUCAAUGCCUUGCUAAUCCUACCUACAUCCACUAUUUGGCUCAGAACCGAUAUUUUGAGGAUGAAGCAUUCAUUGGGUACUUAAAGUAUCUUCAGUACUGGCAACGUCCUGAAUAUAUCAAGUUUAUUAUGUAUCCUCACUGCCUCUAUUUUCUCGAGCUUCUUCAGAAUGCAAAUUUUCGCAAUGCAAUGGCACAUCCUACCAAUAAGGAAUUGGCGCAUAGACAGCAGUUCUAUUUCUGGAAGAACUAUCGGAAUAAUCGGCUAAAACACAUUUUACCAAAACCACUUCCAGAACCUACUGCUGCACUUCCUGCUUCAACUCAACCCCAACCACCUGUGCCUGCACUGCCACCGCCACCACCUGCUACAAAUGUUGCUGCGACAACAUCUUCUACUCAAGCUCCUUCUCCGAUGCCAUAUGGUUCUGUUGCAAAAAAUGACACAAGGAAUCCUACGGUUGAUAGAAGGAAAAGAAAGUGAGUGAUGUAUACUUUCUUCCUUCAUAGCUGGGAGAGUUAUGAUGAUGAUGAUAAGACAAAAGUUUUCAUGAAACAAAGUUUUUUUUUUUGGUACAUUUCAUGAAACAAGGUUAUUCUUGUUAUUACUUUAUCGUAAUUUAUUUUCAGUUGGAUUCCAAUGCCAAAUGAAAUUACAUAUGCAGUCGGUUGAAACUUGUUAUGUUUUGUCGAAAUGAAUUGUAAAAUGAUUUCAAAAAUUUCAAAUUUUCUUUUGAUUGUUUCCUCUGA
Messenger RNA from Trifolium pratense (red clover), 1008 nucleotides. RefSeq names its product mediator of RNA polymerase II transcription subunit 31-like. Lineage: Eukaryota; Viridiplantae; Streptophyta; Magnoliopsida; Fabales; Fabaceae. Gene Ontology annotation, molecular function: transcription coregulator activity. The transcript is spliced from 6 exons. Gene Ontology annotation, cellular component: mediator complex; core mediator complex. The coding region runs from base 146 to 742 and encodes 198 amino acids. Gene Ontology annotation, biological process: regulation of transcription by RNA polymerase II. The record is from RefSeq and is a predicted model, not a curated record.